UGUCCGGUCAGCUUUUGCUUGCUGCCCGCCUAGCGGAGGCCAACGAAGCCGUGGAGAUGGAAGAAAACUACUAGUAUUUGGCUUGCUUGCUUUUUGCCUGCGGGUACCAACUUCCCAGGGUCUGGGAUGUCUUGGAGGGAGAGACUGCGCUUGGUCUCAUGUCCCGCCCUGGAGACAUGAUAAAGGGUCUCCCUCGACCCCUCUGGCUGCUGGGCCACGAAGUUUUUGAUGCUGUGUUUUGUACAAGUUGUUUAGGUGUUUGCUUGUCAGAAAGAAUCUGUCCCUAUUUCUUGUUCUUGCCGAGUUGCGUCUUCUGCUAUUGCUCCUUCUAUUGUCCAGCAGUGAUAGAAACUUCGAAGCGGGCAAGAAGUCUUCACUCGUUGGCUCUUUCCUGCACUUACACCAGACGUCACAACUACCUCUCAGUACCUCGUCACUCAAAAAAAAAAAAAAAAAUUCACCUACCAAGCACCAGUUACCCAACUAUCUUUUCAACCUCGCCCCUUUACUCGACGACCGUUGUCGUACUGAGGCUGCGAUUGGGAUACCUUCUCCUGUUCUGCUGUGUGUGCCAAUUCAAGAUCAGCCACAGCUCGCAAUCUUUCCAAUUUCGACAUCCAAUUUUAAUCCAGCCUGUCAUUAUCACCCUUCGGAGCAAGCACACGGCGCACAGCAUCGCCAGGUGCCUCAGCUUGGCACAUAGACACACAUAUCUUGCGUUACACUCGUUCCUUUGCCGGCUCAAGGAGAAGAUCGGGUAUCACGCACCAAUCUCGCAAUAGAUUAGACGGUUCUAUCGUAUGCAAGCCGCCUGACUAUCUUGCACUCACCAACUUCCAGCCACCCUUUGGCGAGCCGCUGCGGAGUGGACUUGUGGUCAGUGUGUUGGACUACCUCACUCUUGAAUCACUUCUGCUUCACGUCUCGCCUCGUAUGGGUCUCUAUCCGCCACCUAUUAAUUUCGCGUCCGACGUUCCAAA
This is a messenger RNA of Trichoderma asperellum CBS 433.97, 980 nucleotides long. The record is from RefSeq and is a predicted model, not a curated record. NCBI's taxonomy places the organism in Eukaryota, Fungi, Ascomycota, Sordariomycetes, Hypocreales, Hypocreaceae.